AUGAGUAGCACGAUAUUUUAUCGCUUUAAAUCCCAGCGAAACACAUCAAGAAUUUUAUUCGAUGGUACCGGCCUGACAGUAUUUGACUUGAAAAGAGAAAUUAUUCAAGAGAACAAACUAGGCGAUGGCACUGAUUUUCAAUUAAAAAUUUACAACCCAGAUACAGAAGAGGAAUACGACGAUGAUGCCUUUGUUAUACCUAGAUCUACUAGUGUGAUAGUAAAAAGAUCUCCAGCAAUAAAAUCAUUCUCUGUACAUAGCCGACUUAAAGGGAACGUAGGAGCAGCAGCUCUUGGGAAUGCAACAAGAUAUGUUACUGGUAGGCCAAGAGUGUUACAAAAGAGGCAACAUACUGCCACAACUACUGCUAAUGUUAGUGGUACAACAGAAGAAGAAAGAAUUGCUAGUAUGUUUGCUACACAAGAAAACCAAUGGGAACAAACGCAAGAAGAGAUGUCUGCAGCCACACCCGUUUUUUUCAAGUCACAGACGAAUAAGAAUUCUGCGCAAGAGAACGAAGGCCCACCACCACCAGGUUAUAUGUGCUACCGUUGCGGGGGCAGAGAUCACUGGAUUAAGAAUUGUCCUACAAACAGCGACCCAAAUUUUGAAGGAAAAAGAAUCAGAAGAACUACAGGUAUUCCAAAGAAGUUUUUAAAAUCAAUUGAAAUAGAUCCCGAGACAAUGACGCCGGAAGAGAUGGCUCAGCGAAAGAUUAUGAUCACAGACGAGGGGAAAUUCGUGGUUCAAGUUGAAGACAAGCAAUCAUGGGAAGAUUACCAAAGAAAAAGAGAGAACCGGCAAAUCGAUGGCGACGAAACAGUAUGGAGGAAGGGCCAUUUCAAAGACCUGCCUGAUGAUUUAAAAUGUCCUUUGACAGGAGGUCUUUUGAGGCAGCCCGUAAAGACAAGCAAGUGCUGCAACAAGGACUUCUCAAAAGAAGCGCUGGAAGACGCACUAGUGGACAGCGACUUUGUAUGCCCCAAUUGCGAAACUCGCGAUAUCCUACUUGAUUCAUUAGUACCCGAUCAGGAUAAGGAAAAGGAGGUCAAAGCGUUCUUGAAGAAGCAAGAAGAAUUGCACGGCAAUUCCAAAGAUGGCAACCAGCAGGAAACUAAGAAGAUGAAAUUAGUGGAUACAACCGGCAUCACUGGUUUGAACAACAAUACCAACCUGCCGACCUCUGUAAAUACCGGCGGUACGCCAGUGCCACCUGUACCGCUGCCUUUCGGUAUGCCUCCUUUCCCCAUGUUUCCAAUGCCUUUCAUGCCUCCAGCGCCAACUAUCACAAAUCCUCAUCAAACAGAUGCAAGUCCCAAGAAAUGA
Molecule: messenger RNA, 1326 nt
Organism: Saccharomyces paradoxus
Lineage: Eukaryota; Fungi; Ascomycota; Saccharomycetes; Saccharomycetales; Saccharomycetaceae
Gene: MPE1
Product: cleavage polyadenylation factor subunit MPE1
Exons: 1
Coding region: 1-1326 (441 amino acids)
Biological process (GO): mRNA processing; protein ubiquitination; ubiquitin-dependent protein catabolic process
Cellular component (GO): nucleus
Molecular function (GO): zinc ion binding; ubiquitin protein ligase activity; nucleic acid binding
Source: RefSeq, a predicted model, not a curated record